Geodia barretti is the source of this 1184-nucleotide messenger RNA. Lineage: Eukaryota; Metazoa; Porifera; Demospongiae; Tetractinellida; Geodiidae. The record is from the annotation of a GenBank genome assembly.
GGCGAAAUCGUCCAUCACCAGAAAAGGAAGGUGGCAAGACUAUUCCUUCGACUGGGAGCGAGAAAAGGAGUUGUACUACGAGCGCCAGUCGUCAGUAGGUGCAGGGGAGGUGUGGGUAUGUUCAGGGGACAGGUGAACCCAGUGACAGGACGGCAGGAGUGGGUGGCGGAGGAGAGAGACGUAGAGUCAGAGGAUGGAGACCUGUCUUGCGAGCUGGCCAGGUCCCAGUACGGAGACAUGCUCCAUGACACUGCCAGGAACCAGCUGUACUGCCAGGCUAUAGAAAAGGCGGUGUCUGAUAUGAAGGCCAAAGGGAGAGCAGCUCACGUCCUGGACAUUGGUACUGGCACUGGGCUGCUGUCAAUGAUGGCAGCACGAGCUGGGGCUGCUAGAGUCACCGCCGUUGAGGUGAUGCGUCCCAUGGUGAGGAUAGCUCGAGAGGUGAUAUCUGCCAACGGUUACAGCGACACCAUCAGGGUGGUGGGCAAGAGGUCGACAGAUAUGACAGAGAAUGACAUGGAGGGAGGCAGGGCUAACAUUCUGGUGACCGAGGUCUUUGACACUGAGCUGAUAGGAGAGGGAGCUCUGAUCACGUAUUCUCAUGCCCUCCAGAACCUCAUGGAGCCAGACUGUAUAGUCAUUCCAGACUCAGUCACUGUGAAUGUUCAACUGGUGAGGAGUGAAUUCCUCUGGCGUCAUCACAAGCUCAUUCCUGAGGCACUCCCAGGUAGUGUGACGGUGCCAGCUGACUGGAGAAAGUGUCCUGGAGCACCAUCGCUGUGGGACCUACAUGCCGAACAGCUACAGAUCCCUCAGCAGAUGAACACCCUGUCUGACCCCACCCAUAUAGCAAAGUUCAAACUAUCGGAUCCAGGUCUGUCCUCAGACCGUUCUGUCCAGGAGGUGGUGGUACCGGUGUCUCAGGGUGGGACAUGCCACGGAGUCCUCAUGUGGUGGACUGCUGACAUGAGUGAGGCAGAACUCUCCAUGUCUCCCUGGGACUACACCCAGUGGAGGGACCACUGGCUGCAGGCUGUUCAGCUCCUACCAGAGCCUCUCAAUGUGAAGAAAGGGCUGUGGUUAGGGAGCAGGGAGAUGUUGCAGGUGUCAAUAACUGGUGCUGAUUGGAAAGGACAAUAGAAUUCCUUGUGGCUAGGGCGAUGUUGCAGGUGUCAAUAACUGGU